AUCCUGGGAAUAACAAAAGAACCAAGGACUUGAAGAAGUGAAAAUAAAAAUUUCACGGUGUUCUUUCUCGCUUCGACUGAUUUUGACGAGUGUUUUGCAAGUGUUUAUUGAGUGAAAAUAGUGACGAAAACAUGAGCGCGUUCAAGAGAUAUCAAAGCAAAGUGUUCUGGGACCAAAUGGCCUCACGCGACCUGGAGAACGAUUCUGUGGGAAGAAACGAUCCUCCGCGUUACUCUUUUAACGAACGUGUGCAUGUAAAGGAGGAGGAGAAAGAAGAAGAAGAAGAAGAUUCGUCCAAAUCGGAAAAUAAUACGGUCGACGAUGCGAAUAUUACUGCGAUACACGUCUGUGACAAAAGCGACGAGAAUAUCAAACAGAACGCGUGUCGGAUUUCAUUGAUAUGCGACGAAAGUAUAACGCGUCGCAGAAUGAGUGGGACAGUAGUGGAGGAGACGGAUAAAGCGGAGGAGGAGGAGGGUGAGAUAAGAAACAGAUCCUAUAGCCCUUUGAGUCAAGAUUUCAAGAGCCAGGACUCCGGAUUCUCCGACUCCGAGAGAUCGGACUGUUCGGAGGCUUUCGAAAACGCGACUCCGCGGCGGAAGUUGAGGAGGAAACGGAUGAGACGUAGGCUCCAGUCAGCUUCUCCGUGGCGGGAAGAGGGAUCUCCCCCGAUGCCGACGCAUACGUCCACACCGAAGAAUUCCAGGGUAUUCGCGAGGAAACGUCUCGGAAAAUCCGCAAGGAGCCCAUCGCGAGAACGAAGGGCUGACGAGAAGCGGGACGACGCAUCGAAAGUACCCUCCUCCGUUUCGUUGGAGAAAGAGGGUCUGUGCGAUUUUCUGUACGCGUCCGAGCCACCGGAAGACAGCGAUCAGCCGUCAAUAACGAAAUCACGGGCUUCCACCGACGCCGCGGACGCGAUCGCCGCCGGCAGGGACGUGUUGAACUCCAGAAAUUAUCGUCAAUCGUCGUCCAUGAGGGCAUGGCUGACCGACCUCGCUACGGUGACCGAAAACGAAUGCGGCAACACGCUUCAGAGCAAGAAUCUGCCGCGCAGAGGAAUCCGAAUGAUAUCCGGCGAGGUUCACGCGCGGGAUCUGAAGAUGUUGUCUUCCGCGGCCACCGCGGCCGCGAGCAAACUUCUAGUCAGCGCGGAGCACUUCGAGCAACAUUAUCGAAGCAUCGUGGAGAAAAUAACUCGGCUGGAAGGCGGCAGAUUCGAAAUGGAGCUUCUUCGCAAUAUAGAGGAAGCCGCAUUCUCGGUCCUCUCUCAAUUAGGUGCACCUCCUCCUCGCAGGAUACAGCAGGGCAGUCUGAGGAGUAUCCUCGCGCAAUUGCAAAAUAUGAAGAUGUACGUCGACAGCACGGUCGAUACGCGCUUAGAUUUUUACAUGGAGAAAAUAGUCCGAGGUCUCGAGGAAGCUCCACGGGAGGAUAGCAGCGUGGCUAGAGGCGCUCUGGCAGCUCUGACGGCUCUGGGAUUGUCGGAUCCUCGCGCGGGAAGCAGCAUAGCUCGAUGUUCCGGCAUAAAGGCUCUCUUAACGUGUUUCGUCACCACCGGUCGAACACCGAACGAUCUCGUCGCGCUCUCGUUACGCGCUCUGGCCAGCGUGUGCAGUUCCACGACAGCGAUCGAAUACUUCGCUCGAGAAGGUGGUCCCGAAAUUCUGACGGAUUUCCUGGGCGCGGAAUCCUCUUCCGAGAAGGAGAAGACUGAAGCCACCGCCUUGGUGGUGCAAAUCACGGCGUCGUGGACCAAUGCGCGGGGUCUUCCGUAUCUCGAACCCUUUGCGGACUCGCUGAUUCCGGCGUUGAAUCAGCUGAUUGAGAGCACCAAUUGCGCGCAGACCCUGCUGCUGGCUGCUGCGGCGCUGAAUCAACUGUCCAAGUCGAGGAUAUGCACUACGAUUAUCCUGGAGGAGGACAGCGUGAGGAAGCUUCUGAGAAGCGUGAAGAAAUCUGCCGGCGGUAACGUGUGGCUCAUGGAACAGGUCGCCGCAUUAAUCGGCGAAUUGGCGCGUGUUCCCGAGGGCCGAUCGCACCUGGCGAAAGCACGAGCCUCCGUGGCGUUAGUUUCUUUUCUCCGAAUGAGACCACCGGGUCUGGAGGACGCGUAUCAACGGUUGGAGAUCACCGCGGCAGCCGCGUUAACUCGACUCUGCGUCGAGCCGGAAAUUGCGAGGCAAGUGGUCGCUGUCGGCGGCGGGGAUUGUCUGUCGGGGCCAUGCAGAAUAAAUGAGGCCCAAGUGGAUCAGAAGGAUGAACCAGAGGAGGUGCAGGCGGGAACGGGCUUGUUUAGGUACACCAGGUCGUUGAGACGAGCAUGCAAGAAGGCUGCGAAGCAAAUCGGGAUCGCGAAGGCCAAGGAUCACAGUACACUGGAUUGAGGAAAUUCUGAAAAGGGAAAAAUUUGUUGUGAUAAUUCGUACAGUACAAUAAGUGGGAUUACACACAGAAAGAAAAGACUGUAAAUACAUUUUAUAAUCGCAUACUAUAAUUAGAGUAUUUUAUUACAUUGUAAAGAAGCAAUGCGGGGAAAACAAGUGUCCUUGUUAA
Molecule: messenger RNA, 2556 nt
Organism: Temnothorax curvispinosus
Lineage: Eukaryota; Metazoa; Arthropoda; Insecta; Hymenoptera; Formicidae
Gene: insc
Product: protein inscuteable homolog
Exons: 5
Coding region: 132-2387 (751 amino acids)
Biological process (GO): regulation of asymmetric cell division; apical protein localization; asymmetric cell division
Cellular component (GO): apical cortex
Molecular function (GO): cytoskeletal adaptor activity
Source: RefSeq, a predicted model, not a curated record